Molecule: messenger RNA, 6437 nt
Organism: Callorhinus ursinus (northern fur seal)
Lineage: Eukaryota; Metazoa; Chordata; Mammalia; Carnivora; Otariidae
Source: RefSeq, a predicted model, not a curated record
GUACCAGCUUUCCCUCGCGGCACCUGUUGCGGAGUCUCUGGCCGGUCGCCGUGACGUCCUGCCAGGGUGAUAUGAGGUGCAAUUUCCCUAAAGAGUUCCUAGAAAUCAAGACAAGACAAGAAGAACGAGCCAGCUGUAUGCAUAGGUGUCAGGAUGUUGAGCUGGGUCCAGAGGGUGCUGCCUCAGCCCCCAGGGACACCUCAGAAGACCAAGACGGAGGCGGAGGGGGCAGAACCAGAGCCACAGGUGGAGCCGGAACCAGAGCCGGAGCCUGAAAAUGCCCCCGAGGAGGCUGAGCGAGGGGACGAAUCCCCGCCAGCUGAAGAGCCGUUGGAGGGGGAGGAAUUGGCUGCAGCUGACCCAGACCCUCAGGAAAUCCGGGAGGCUGUCCCUACUCUGCCUACAUCCGUCCAGGUCCAGGUCGCCAUGGUUCCCGAAGUGAACAGCAGUUCCAGCGGGUGGGUGCUGAGCUGGCUCAAGAAGGGCAUGGAGAAGGUCAUCCCACAGCCCGUCCCCAGCAGCGGGCCAGCGCCGAGCAUUGCUGCUGGCUCGGAGGCCCCUGCUCAGGCAGGAGCACAGACGUCUGGGCAAUGCAGCACUGGGGGCUCAGACGGACUCGGGGAGGCCCCUGGGGCCCAGGACACUGGGUCUGGGCCCUGGCUGCUCAGGUGGCUUGAGCAGAAUCUGGAGAAAGUGCUGCCUCAGCCCCCCAAAACCUCCAAGGACCAGAGAGAUGAGCCUACAGAUGCUGCCUUGGGCCCAGAGCCCCCAGAACCCACCUUGGAAACGGAGAGUGUGCUGCAGGCCCCGGAGAGCCCCUGCAUCCCCAUGGCUGGCCCCCUGGAAACCGAGGAGGAGCUGACCUCAGAACCCCAGCCCAGCUCCCAGGCUUCCGCCCUGCUGCCCCCCGGUGACCCCGCCAGGUUGAUGGCUUGGCUCCUGCACAGGCUGGAGAUGGCCUUGCCGCAGCCCGUGCUCCACGGGAAGGCUGGGGAGCAGGAGCCUGACUCCCCUGGAACGUGUGACGUGCAGACGAUCUGCAUCCUCCCCGGAGGCCGAGAGGAGCCUGAUCUCGUCCUAGAAGAGGUUGACCCUCACUGGGAGGAGGACGAGCAUCAGGAUGGUGGCACCAGCCCGCAGGGCUCAGAGGAGCCUCCAGCUUAUGAAGAGGAGAAUGAAACUGUGGAAAAGAUGCCCAGGGAACUGCCCCGGAUUCAAGAGGAGAGAGAAGCUGAGGAGGAGGAUGGAGAGAAGGAGGAGGAAGAAGAGGAGGAGCCAAAUGUCCUGCUGGAUAGCUGUCUGGUGGAACAGGCUGGCAAGGACUCGAGCGGAGUAGACAGGACCCAGCCCCAGAGGGCCUCAGACCAGGAGCUGCAGGAGGAGGCCGUGACUGCCAGCCCCGAAGUGCCUGCUACAAAAGAGCAUCCGGAAGUGCAGGUGGAAGAUGCUGAUGCGGACAGCCACCCCCUCAUCGUGGAGAAUCCACCCUCACCUGAGCCGCCACCACCUUCUCCUGCCAAAUCCGACACCCUCUCGGUCCCGGGAUCUGCCGCAGGGACUGAAAGGAAGAGCCUGCCCUCCCGAGAUGAUGAGGCUGAAGAGCUCAAGGCACUGUCACCAGCUGAGUCCCCCGUGGUUGCCUGGUUGGACCAGUCCAGCCCACAGGGCACUGAUGGCCAGGACCGCGCAGUGUCUGCGGCCAGCCAGAACAGCAUCUUCAUCAACUACCGGCUCCAGGAGUUGGUGAAGCUUUUCAAGGAGCGCACAGAGAAGGUGAAGGAGAAGCUCAUCGACCCUGACGUCACCUCUGAUGAAGAGAGCCCUAAGCCCUCCCCGGCCAAGAAAGCCCCCGAGCCGGCCCCGGCAGUGAAGCCGGCCGGGCCGGGGCAGGAGGAGGAGGGCGAGGACCACUAUUGUGACAUGCUCUGCUGCAAGUUCAAGCGCCGCCCGUGGAAGAUGUACCGGUUUCCCCAGAGCAUCGACCCGCUGACCAACCUGAUGUACGUCCUGUGGCUGUUCUUCGUGGUGCUGGCCUGGAACUGGAACUGCUGGCUGAUUCCCGUGCGCUGGGCCUUCCCCUACCAGACGCCAGACAACAUCCUCCUCUGGCUGCUGAUGGACUACCUGUGUGACCUCAUCUACCUCCUGGACAUCACCGUGUUCCAGCUGCGCCUGCAGUUUGUCAGAGGCGGAGACAUCGUUACGGACAAGAAGGAGAUGCGCAAUAACUACCUGAAAUCUCAUCGCUUUAAGAUGGACAUGCUCUGCCUCCUGCCCUUGGACUUGCUCUACCUGAAGUUCGGUGUGAAUCCCCUCUUGCGCUUACCCCGCUGUUUGAAGUACCUGGCCUUCUUCGAGUUUAACAGCCGCCUGGAAUCCAUCCUCAGCAAAGCCUAUAUUUACAGGGUGAUCAGGACCACGGCUUACCUGCUCUACAGCCUACAUGUGAACUCAUGUCUGUAUUACUGGGCGUCAGCCUAUCAGGGCAUCGGCUCCACUCACUGGGUUUACGAUGGCAUGGGAAACAGUUACAUUCGCUGUUACUACUGGGCUGUGAAGACCCUCAUCACCAUUGGUGGGCUGCCUGACCCCAGAACGCUCUUUGAAAUCGUCUUCCAGGGGCUGAACUAUUUCACGGGUGUCUUUGCUUUCUCUGUGAUGAUCGGACAGAUGAGAGACGUGGUGGGGGCCGCCACAGCUGGGCAGGCCUACUACCGCAGCUGCAUGGACAACACCGUGAAGUACAUGAACUUCUACAAGAUCCCCAGUUCCGUGCAGAACCGGGUCAAGACCUGGUACGAGUACACCUGGCAGUCCCAAGGCAUGCUGGAUGAGUCAGAACUGAUGGUGCAGCUUCCAGACAAGAUGCGUUUGGACCUUGCCAUCGAUGUCAACUAUAACAUCGUCAGCAAAGUGGCUCUCUUCCAGGGCUGUGACCGACAGUUGAUCUUUGACAUGCUGAAGAGGCUCCGUUCUGUCGUCUACCUGCCCAACGACUACGUGUGCAAGAAGGGGGAGAUAGGCCGAGAAAUGUACAUCAUCCAGGCAGGACAGGUGCAGGUCUUGGGUGGCCCCGACGGGAAGGCUGUGCUGGUGACACUGAAGCCUGGAUCCGUGUUUGGAGAAAUAAGCUUGCUGGCCGUUGGGGGCGGGAAUCGGCGCACGGCCAAUGUGGUCGCCCACGGGUUUACCAACCUCUUCAUUCUGGACAAGAAGGACCUCAAUGAAAUUUUGGUGCAUUAUCCCGAGUCUCAGAAGUUACUCCGGAAGAAGGCCAGGUGCAUGCUGAGAAAUAACAACAAGCCCAGGGAGCCAAAGAGCGUGCUCAUCCUGCCUCCCCGGGCAGGCACGCCCAAGCUCUUCAAUGCCGCCCUGGCCGCAGCAGGAAAGAUGGGCAGCAAGGGGGCCAUAGCUGGCAAGCUUGCCCACCUGAGGGCCCGGCUCAAGGAGCUCGCUGAGCUGGAGUCAGCUUCGAGGCAGCAACAAUUGCUGGAACAGGCCAAGAGCUCGCAAGACGCUGCGGGAGAGGCUGGCCCGGCCGCCCCGGAGCAGCCCGCAACGCCGGAGCCUGCGACCCCGUGCUCUCCGCCACCUGCGACCCGGUGCUCUCCGCCACCUGCGACCCGGUGCUCUCCGCCACCUGCGACCCCGUGCUCUACGCCACCUGCGACCCCGUGCUCUACGCCACCUGCGACCCGGUGCUCUCCGCCACCUGCCUCCCCUGGGAAGCCGGAGGAAGGCGGGGAGGGGGAGGCCAGGCCCAAGGAGCCCUCAGUGCGGAUCCGCAUGAGCCCGGGCCCGGAUCCCAGUGAGCAGAUCCUGUCGGUGGAGAUCCCGGCGGAGAAGGAGGCCGAGUGAGUCGGCCCCCAGCGCGCCACUCCCCGGCGGGGCGGGUGCAGGCGCGUCCUCCCCGCGCCCCAGGCCGGUGCCCAGCCCCGCGCCCAGCUUGCGCAGGCCCAGACUCCCCGGGCACAGAGAGUCCGUCAUUCCUGCCCGGGCAUCGGCUUCUGCCAGGGCUGGUCUUUAAGUCAACAAAUGUAGUGUUCGUGUCCCUAAUUUCCCACCGUCACCUGAGAACCCUACCUCUCCCAACUAUGAUUUUUAAGAACAAAAUUCUUUUCUGUUUUAAAAGUUUGUAGGCAGAGCAGAGAACGAGGCUCCAACACCUGGGAAGCUCUGUUGGCGGCUAAAGGGUUAUUACUGAAUGUUUGAAUUUCAUCUCCCACAUUUCAAGGAUAGAAAACCUGCCAGCAGUUGGGGCACCUGGCUGGCUCAGUCCCAUGGGGAAUACGACUCUUGAUUUCAGGGUCCUGAGUGCAAGCCCCACGUUCGGUGUAGAGGUUACUUUUUUAAAAAAAAAAAAAAAACCUUGAGAGCAGAAAGUACAGUUGUGCUGUUCAUUUAACUAAAUGACUAAAUUACAUUUGACUAAAUUGACUAAAUUACAGCUCACCUGACCUGAUGAUCCAUGCUGGGCAGUCGCUUUAGGGAUCUUGUGCUGGUUAGGGUGGUUAGCACGGAUCUUCCCCAGGCUGGAUUCAGUUCCCAGUCCGAUGCCAGUAUCUCAGAACAGAUAAAAUGGAAGUGGGCUUACUGGCCACGGUAACUGUGAGCGAUUCUGGGCACCCCUACCCGUUCCUCAGGUCUGGUCUGCAGGGGUUCAUGCUUGCUUGCUUUUGACACCCUUGCUAUAAAGAUGAUGGCAGCAACUUCCAUUACUCCUAGGAGACAGAAACCACAGCUGACACCACUGACAUUCCUGAAGUUUCUCCAGAUCAAGUCAUGUUGCUGUAAUGAUUCAAGAUAAAAGGGGGGUGGGGUGGGGAGGAGUCAUUCAGUCACUGAAUAUUGGGAGGAUUUUAUUUGCAUACCUAAUGGCUCUUGGGGCAGUGGGUGAUUAACAACAAAAACUAGUGUUGGGCUAUUUGUUUCCACCAGCAACAAUGAACACAAAAGGCCCGUAAUUCCAAUAGAUACUGCCCACUUUAUAUAAAAUCACAGGACCUUGCCGUGCUGCAACAGGGGCCUUUGAGGGCUUGCAAAUGUUGUGUAUUUGUCCAUCAGACUAAAAGCAGAACAUUCAUUUCCCCUGUGAAAAAAUGACGCAAUAUGAGAGUUGCCAGGCUGCUCUAAACAUUUCCAAAUCCCAGGGUAACAGAUUUAUCUAGUUGAUGACAUGCCACAUGAUCUGAGUAAUCACCACAUUGAAUAUAAUGAUGAGCGGCAUGAUUAUAGCCGUUUAAAAAGCUUUUAUUAAUUUACUUUAAUAGCUAAUAACAUAUUUUCAUGGGUACAAAAGGCUACCCAGGUAAAAUGAUCUCUCCUACCCCUGGUGCCCAACCUCCGUGGUCCACACUACAUCAGUUCCUUGUACCCUUCCUUUUUUCUUCUUCUUUUUUCUUCUUUACACAAAUGGUAACAUACUAGAGCUGCUGUUGUUUUUCAUUUGAUUUAGAAGAUCCUCCCUUCUUAGUACAUCAAGGGCGUGCUGAUUUUUCAUGCCUGCAAUCUGGUCCAUUGUAUGCAAGGACCAUAAUGUUGAAUUGCUCUCCAUGGACAGGCAUUUGCAAUGUUUCCAAUCUCAUGCUGUUAAAAAAAAAAAAUGCUGCAAUACACAAAAAUCUUAUACAUAAUUUCAUGCAGUAAGCACUGUUUUUAAAUAGGGGAAGUCUGGAAGUUUGGGCUAAUUUUUGUCUUCACCAUCCCCAUUUAGCAUACUCGUAUUUGCACUACGUAUUCUAAGAUCCAAGCAUAGAGAAUGCUUCCAUCUUUAGCCAAGGAUUUCAGAUAUAUCAAUAAAGCUCACGUAUUACCCUGCAGUAGAUGGCAAAAUAUUUCAAAGGCCCCUUUGCUGUGAGAGCCUAUUUUAUAAGGAAGCUUUUUUUUUUUCUAUAUGAACACACUCAUUCUUUUAGAUAUCAACCCUUGAAUAUAUACUGCUUAUUAUAUGAAGCGAGAGAUUCUUGAGGUUCCCAAGAAUUGUCCCGGAAAGAAAAUUGAUUUUGAAAUGAGAUUAGCGGUGUCUUAACUUCACUGUGAUAUUUCAUUAAACUUGAUGCUUUCAUGAAAGUUGGAUUGCAGAUAAAUUGAACUUGAGGCUAGCGUUAUUCUCCAAAUAGAAUUGGACUGGUUAGUCACCAAGGCACGGGUGGCGCAGCUCAGAACACUAUAAUUUUGCCGCUGAAAGAGAAUCUUUACUUAUGUGUUUGAAUCUGUACCAAUUUCAAAUGUCUCCACGUUUCCUGUACUGUGGUAGAAAAUGAAUAGCAAACUAUUUUUUUAACUAUAUAAAUAUUUUAAAUAAGAUUAAAACCAAGAAGCUGUGUAAAAUUUCAUUAUCAAAAUGUGUUUGGCUACCGGGAAUACUUUCAUCUGUCUUCUUAGCAAACAUGAACACUGUACUUAGAUGCUGGCUUUCAUCCUGUUACAAAUGCAUU